Molecule: messenger RNA, 1737 nt
Organism: Morchella sextelata
Lineage: Eukaryota; Fungi; Ascomycota; Pezizomycetes; Pezizales; Morchellaceae
Exons: 4
Coding region: 1-1737 (578 amino acids)
Molecular function (GO): protein binding
Source: RefSeq, a predicted model, not a curated record
AUGGCUUCUCCCACUUCAUCCCCUCAUUCUCCAGGUCCUCAGACUACAUGUACCAUUUCUGAAUCCCCCGAGGCUACUGCUGGUUCAGAGCGAUCUAUUUCUACUUCUAACACAGUUCCAUCCUCUGUCCGGAACUCGAAUUUACUACCGACCACAUCUUCGGCAGAAAAACGACUUUCCACUUCCUCAAAUUCCUCAAGGAACCCCCCAACACCUAACCAACAACCCCCCGCUUCUCCCAGUCCUUCGUUCACCUUUACUGCCUCUCCAGCUGCUUCCCCACAGCCAGGUAAGCAUCGUAUUCCGUCGUUCCCUCCUCCACAGGCGACCAGAAUCUCCAUUAUGUCGACCCUGUCUUCCAAUCGCGAUUCGUUCAACCCACAAUUCGUUUCGUCUCUGUCCUAUACUUCCGUCCGAGAUUUCGCCUAUCCUUCACUACAUCCUUUACAUUACGGUCCCUCUAUCGCUUCAGGGCUUUCUACCCCUGCUGGCUCACAGCGCGGCUCCGAAUAUUUUGAGAAUACUCCUGGCGGUGGUAGCUCCUGGUUUACCGGCGGCGGCAGCGGGUACCGUCGACUUUCAGAUCCCGCUCAUCCUUCUUUCGACCUCACUUCUGCCAGCGCCUCUGGAGGAUGGGAGUCAUCAGCAGCUCGACAAAGAUCCACGAACCAGCCACCGCCUCUUAACUUUUCCGAUGGUCCGCCGUGGAGUGAGGAUGAGGAUCUACAGAGCCCUGUUGUUUUGCCGAAACAUAGAAAGCACAAGUCUUCUGCUGCGCACAUGCAGAGUAACCAUUUAAGAGGGCAGAGUAAGAAUGCAGUGGCGCCCAAUACGUCGCAACACUUUCCUGCGGGAGGACAGGAACCUGGUGAUGAGAUGUACAACCAUGAGGGAGAAGGUGAGGAGGAAUAUGACCCGGACGACCCCGAAUACAAUUCUCACCAAUAUCACUAUUCUGAUGAGGAUGGGCAUGAAUAUGACGACGAAGAGGAAGGCGAAGAUCUCUAUGACGACGAAGAUAGCAGGUUCAGCAGAGAUUAUCAAUUUCAAAUAACGAGUCCGGAUGAGGAGAUGAGCGGGAAGGCUGUCGCAUUGUUUGAUUUUACGAGUGAGAAUGAGAAUGAGCUUCCAUUGGUAGAAGGACAGAUCGUAUGGGUUAGCUAUAGGCAUGGACAGGGGUGGUUGGUUGCGCAGGAUCCCAGGACUGGAGAUACGGGUUUAAUUCCUGAAGAAUAUGUUCGUCUUUUUCGCGAUGCCCGGACUUCAUACGAUCGCAUGGAUCCAGCUACCAUGACCCCAUCUUCCUCUGCAGAAUCGGGGCCUUUGGAGGGCGAGCUCACGUUAGACACAACAGGCACCAGUACAAAUGGACAAACUGCGCCUAUAAUCACCACUUUCUCAACAUCCUCCCAAGACGUCUAUCCCUAUCAAUUCCACUACGCCACAGACCACUUACCAGAGAAUCCCCAUCAUCCACGUUCUAGAAACUCACCAGAUUUCACGGGCGACAUGACCCCAACAAUUACGAGUAAUAAAGAGAGGAUUGCUCAGUUGCAGCGAGAGCAAGAGCGGGCAGUAGCAGAGGAAUCGUCCACACCUAGACUUAGGGGCCAAAACGGCGUUGGGAUCAUACCCAGGCUGAACGGAGGGGGAAGCGAUGUUUACUAUGACGCACCUGAGCGACAGGGCGAUGGUUUUCGAGGAAAGGCGAACGAAAACAAUCUGCAGGUGCGAUAG